Messenger RNA from Botrytis sinoallii, 1647 nucleotides. RefSeq lists its product as uncharacterized. Lineage: Eukaryota; Fungi; Ascomycota; Leotiomycetes; Helotiales; Sclerotiniaceae. Gene Ontology annotation, molecular function: protein binding. The coding region runs from base 1 to 1647 and encodes 548 amino acids. The record is from RefSeq and is a predicted model, not a curated record. The transcript has 8 exons.
AUGGCCACGGUACCUUCUAAAGUAAUUCAGGACUUAGUCACUAUUCUACGCCACGACUUCACUGUCGAAUUGAACGCUUCAUUAGCUUCGUUGCCACCUCAAACUUCCACUUUUCUGAAGAUACAUGCUGAGAUCUGCAUCGAUCCAUGUGUGCCACAGGAUCAACUUGGAGGGUACAAGCCCCAGCCAAUUUAUUUAGGCUCAAUUUCUCUAGAUCAAACCGAGUCACAUGAAUAUUUAAACCAACAAUGCACAAUACCUGUGGUUAUAGGUCCUUCCCUGUUGCGUGAUGAUACAAUAAUGAAGGGGGUCGAAUUAGCUAAUAAAGUGCCUGAGCUGCCCAGCAUUCAUCAAUCCUCCUCCCUUGAGAAGAGGCGAAAGACCAUCGGAGGACUAACGAUCAGAAGAGGCGGCUGUGAUGAGAUGCCAGAUGACUCUAGUACAUCUUCACAGGCAGGAAAUUCGACUGUGAGACAGUUACAGACAGAAUCCCGAGUGUUCCCUCAAAGAAAAAAAAGGAAUGACCAUGGCAUUCAUCAAUUGCAGCCAUCCUCGGUUGAAAAGUUUGUUGCUGGAGUAUGGAAACAAAUAUACAGUAACGUCGAGCUUGCACCCAUUUUACUGGAUAGUGACUGUGUACCAAUAAUCGCAACCGGAGGGCCUAAUAUCGAGGUUAGUCUGAACCCAUUUCUAUCCAACACAGAUACCAAAAUGCUUGCUCUCCGGGAGGCCUGUACAAUCCUUAAAUGGUCAGAAAAAGAGCUGAGGAACAGACUAGCAAUCUGGCGAGGAUACAAAGAAAUCAAGGAUGCAGGUGGCUGGGCCUGCUUGGCCUUUGCCGGCUCCGGAAUUUAUCGACUCUGCAAAUAUCGUGUAGGCUUCGAAAAGAAUCUCACAACAAGACUUGAACGACUCCAAUCUGGCCUGGAAGUAGCAGCCGAUACAAUCCAUCCAGAAUGGCGCAAACUCCUAAAAUUCAUAGGCAUAGAAUCUCAAUCGGCAUAUACUGGACAUCCACAUGACUGGGUUGUCUGCGAUACAGCCAAACCUGUUACGCUCAAAUCCACAUACAUGCAGUGGGACCCGGAUUUUGAGUUUUCCCACAUUGAGGAGUCCGUAAUGGAUCAAGCUGCUUGGGGUGUUGAAGAUCCGCGUAUGGUGGAAAAUUCUAGUACUGUAACUUGUCGUGAUUGCGGACGCUUGCAAUCGAACAACUCUUCUGUCAAUGAAUGCCGUUGUUUUCCAGAGUUAUACGGGUGCUGCAAAGCACCUCCUCCUGUACAGGUUUUUCGUACUCCACUGGGAAUGAACAACGGGAUUAUCGCACGUUGUGAAUUUGCUCGCGGUUCGGCAAUUGGCGAGUUCGUAGGACUGGUUACUAAGGGAAUGGAAGGUAAAGAUGUAAUGCAAAGCAAAAGCACUGAAAAUCAGUACCAAAUAUACCAAGGACGAAUGGGUAACUACACGCGCUUUGUUAACCAUUCCUGCGCACCGAAUAGCCAAUUCCAGAAAUUUUACUGGCUGGGAACUGAACGUAUUGUCUUGGUCUCUAAAAGAAUUGAAGCUGGAGAGGAGAUAACGGUAGACUACUCACAUGAGUAUUGGAAGGAUCUCGAUAAAGAUUAUUCAUUAGAGGUCAAAGUUUAA